CCCGCCGCGGCUCGUUCCAUCGCGCCGCACUCCGUCCUCGCGCGCCACCGUCGCUUCACGCGCUCGCACCGCGCGCGUCCCCGACCGCGCGCCAUGUCCACCGCCGCCGCGGACGCCUUGCGCGCGCUAGAACUCGACGAAGACGUCUUUCUCAACCUCUUGUCCCGACUCAUCGGCGAGUCGCGACACCUUCAAAACACCGGCGUCGGCACGGCGCACGUCCCGCGCGAAGAUCUGGCGGUAAAACACGUCCUCGAGACCCUGAAGCCGUACCGCGUCGAAAACGGGGGCGUGCUCGAGGUCGAACACGUGACGUACGCCGAAGGACGGGGCAACGUGGUGAUUCGGUACCCGGGACGCGGCGCGAACGCGGCGAAGGAGAAACAAUUGACGUUCGCGGGGAGUCACAUGGACGUCGUGCCGGCGAAUCCCGAAGCGUGGAGCGUGGAUCCGUUUAAAUUGACGAUGGAUGGGGAUAAAUUGUACGGCAGAGGGACGACGGAUUGCUUGGGACACGUGGCGUUGAUGACGACGAUUUUCGCGCAGCUCGGGGAGCUGAAGCCAGAGUUGGAUACGUCGUUGACGUGCGUGUUCAUCGCGAGCGAGGAGGCGAAUGGACCGGGGAUCGGCGUCGAUGGACUCGUCGCGGAUGGAAAAUUGGAUCACUGUAAACCGGGGCCGGUGAUUUGGGUGGACUGCGCGGAUAGUCAACCGUGCAUAGGCACGGCGGGGGCGAUUACGUGGGCGCUCAAGGCGAAAGGACAUCGGUUUCAUUCUGGAUUACCACACAAGGGUAUCAACGCGAUCGAACUCGGUAUGGCUGCCAUUGAACGCGUGCAAGAAAAGUUUUACGCGACGUUUCCCGCGUGUGAGCAAGAACGGGACUACAAAUUCAUCACCUCGAGCACGAUGAAGCCGACGCAAAUCUCGUGCGCCCCGGGCGGUUUGAAUCAGAUCCCGCCGGAAGCCACGAUUUCAGGUGACAUUCGUUUGACGCCUUUCUACCCAGUGGAUAAUGUCAAGGCAUGCAUCGAAGCCGAAGUAGCGGCGAUUAACGCCGAUGUUGAAUCGCUUCCGACCAAGGGAGACUACAGCAAAUUUGUCAUUCCGGACGGCAAAGGCGGCACGCUUCGCGGUUCGCUCGAACUUGAAUGGGGCGAGCACUUACUUACAGGAAUCGCGUGCGACUUAUCGAGCCCGGCUCUCAAGACACUUUGCGACGUUAUCCAAGAAGUCAAAGGUCAAGCUGAGCCGUACAGUUUGACCGGUUCGCUUCCUCUCGUCGCGGAAAUGCAACAGAACGGUUUCGACAUCCAACUCAUCGGUUUCGGUUUGAUGAGUACGUACCACGCGGAUGAUGAAUACUGUAGCUUGAGCGAUAUGAAGGAUGCAGCGAAGAUCAUCGCUCGCACGAUCGCGACAUUUGGCUAACGCCCUCGAAU
Molecule: messenger RNA, 1442 nt
Organism: Ostreococcus lucimarinus CCE9901
Lineage: Eukaryota; Viridiplantae; Chlorophyta; Mamiellophyceae; Mamiellales; Bathycoccaceae
Exons: 1
Coding region: 94-1431 (445 amino acids)
Molecular function (GO): hydrolase activity
Source: RefSeq, a predicted model, not a curated record